AUGACCGAGACGGACCCCAAGCCCGAGGUGCAGAAGAAGCGCAAGCGAACAGGAAAGGAGCGUGAGGAGCGCAAACGCUCCGCUAUUCAGGCUAAGCUCGAGGCUGAGGCUGCGGCCGCUGGGGAAGGUCAGGAUGAACCUGUCGAGGCUCCCGAACCCGAGGAGGGACUAGUGGACAAGGUUGAGGAGGAGGGAAACACGGUUGACUUUGACAAGAUUGCCAAGCGUAUCCCGGCAGGUCUGAAGAAGCUUCACCCCGUAUUCAAGCAGGCCAGGAAGGAAGAAACGAUGCGUCUGAUCAAGAAGAUCCGCUUCAUGAAGACCAAGUCUGAGGAUGUGUCAGAGCUCGAGGCACAGCUCAACCUCCUAUCCGCGGUUCAGCUUCACGCGCUAGCGACGACGCACCUCCGCCAGAAGGUCAAGAAACACCACAAGCUCAAGCGCGUUGCGCUGCCCUCGUCCAUCAUCGAGGCUCUCCCUGUGAACCCGAGCGUGGCGUCUUCGUCGUCCACCGCGACGCCGGACGUGAUCGCCAAGGUCGAGAACCGGCUAUGCUCGUCAAAGCAGGUUGCGGACGCGAUCAAACCCGUCGUCCUAUGGGUCCUAUGCGAACCUGGAGCCACACUCAAAGUGACAAAGGGCAAGGGCGUCAACACCAAGACCAAGCGGGCCAAGGUCGAGUCUGAGUCGGAGGAUGAGAGCGAGGACGAGCGCAUCUUCGCCGGACCUGUGGAGGGCCUGGACAGCGACGACGAGGCGGUGAUGGAGGACAGAGCGGCGGACGAGGCGGGAUGGGAGUCUGGUUCGGUGGGGGACAGCGAUGGGGAAGACUCGGACCCUGAUUCUGAGGGUGGGAUUAUCGCGCCGCAAUCUGACUCUGAGUCGGAGUCAAAAGCGCCGCCGAAGAAGAAGGUCAAGGCGCCCGAACCUAAGCCUACACGGAAGGAGAAAAAGGGUAAGGCCGACGGCUCGUCGUCCAUGUUCCUCCCGUCGCUGGCGGAGGGCUUUGCUGCGGGCGACGGCGAUUCGGACCCAGACAUGGACUACGACGAGGAUGGGAUCAUCGGGAACAAGAAGGCGGUGCGCAAGAACCGCCGCGGACAACGUGCGCGCCAGGCGAUCUGGGAGAAGAAGUACGGCAAGGGCGCCAAGCACGUCGUCAAGGCGAAGGAGGAGGAGGAGAAGAGGAUGCGCGGACCACAGGGCCAGAGGCGCGACCAAGGUUGGGGCGGGCGCGACUCCGAGGCCCAAACUGCGCACGCUGCCAAGCCGGCGCCGAGGACCGCCGCGCCGAGGACCGCCGCGCCCAAGCCGCAGGCGGAAAGCCUCCAUCCGUCUUGGGAGGCGGCGAGGCUGCGCAAGCAGCGUGCGGUGGACAAGGAUGCUCCCAAGGCCACCAAGAUUGUGUUCGACUAG
Molecule: messenger RNA, 1416 nt
Organism: Cutaneotrichosporon cavernicola
Lineage: Eukaryota; Fungi; Basidiomycota; Tremellomycetes; Trichosporonales; Trichosporonaceae
Exons: 5
Coding region: 1-1416 (471 amino acids)
Biological process (GO): maturation of SSU-rRNA
Cellular component (GO): nucleus; 90S preribosome
Source: RefSeq, a predicted model, not a curated record